This is a messenger RNA of Fusarium coffeatum, 813 nucleotides long. RefSeq lists its product as uncharacterized. The record is from RefSeq and is a predicted model, not a curated record. Gene Ontology annotation, cellular component: cytoplasm. Gene Ontology annotation, molecular function: protein-folding chaperone binding; ubiquitin protein ligase activity. The transcript is spliced from 3 exons. Gene Ontology annotation, biological process: positive regulation of proteolysis; protein quality control for misfolded or incompletely synthesized proteins; cellular response to misfolded protein. NCBI's taxonomy places the organism in Eukaryota, Fungi, Ascomycota, Sordariomycetes, Hypocreales, Nectriaceae. The coding region runs from base 1 to 813 and encodes 270 amino acids.
AUGUCCAAAUCACUUCAACUCAAAGAAGAAGGGAACAAAUGUUUCGUGCAAGGCGACUAUGUCGGCGCUGACAGCCUAUACUCCAAAGCCAUCAUCGCCGACCCCAAGAAUCCAGCACUUUACACCAAUCGUGCCAUGGCCCGUCUCAAGUUGAAUUACUGGGACUCAGUUAUUACUGACUGCGAGGCUUGCCUGCAGCUUACGCCUGAUAAUAUGAAAGCUCGUUACUAUCUCGCUGAAGCGCAACUGGCUCUCAAGGACUAUGACGCUUCUCUAGAGAGUGCACUACACGCGCACAAGCUAUGCGCUGCUACAAACGACCGCUCUCUCGCUGCUGUGACGGCACUCGUUUUGCGCUGCAAGAAGGAACGUUGGGACGAUAUGGAGAAGAAGCGCAUGCGCGAAGCUAAGGACCUUGAAAGAGAGGUGAUGGAGCUUCUGAACAGGGAGAAGGUCUCUGCGCUUGCGGAAACGGAUGAUGGAAUGGAGAAGCAGGAAAUCGAAGAGGAGACUCAAGCCAAGAUUGAGAGAAUGAAGGACAUCUUUGAAAGAGCAAGGGCGGGCGAUGAGAAGAAGCGAGAGGUUCCCGACUGGGCGAUUGACGAUAUCAGCUUUGGCUUCAUGAUUGAUCCCGUUGUGUCAAAGACAGGAAAGUCAUAUGAGCGCUCAUCUAUUAUGGAACACCUCCGACGACACCCCAGCGAUCCUCUGACCCGUGAGCCACUCGUUGCAUCUGAGUUGCGACCAAAUCUGGCGUUGAAGCAAGCCUGUGAGGAGUUCCUCGAGAACAAUGGCUGGGCUGCUGACUGGUAA